This is a messenger RNA of Hevea brasiliensis (rubber tree), 1051 nucleotides long. Its product is annotated as PLASMODESMATA CALLOSE-BINDING PROTEIN 5. The transcript has 3 exons. The record is from RefSeq and is a predicted model, not a curated record. Lineage: Eukaryota; Viridiplantae; Streptophyta; Magnoliopsida; Malpighiales; Euphorbiaceae. Bases 226 to 750 code for a protein of 174 amino acids.
AGAUUAAAAAUCUUCAACACUCACUAUCACACAGCUCUCUCGCUAUCUCCUCUACUUCUCGGAUUUCUCCUUCCAUGUCCCAAAAACCCCAACGGUCACAUUUCCACCAGCCUCUUAUUAAAACCCUCCAAAUUCCCACCUUAGAGCCGUUUCUUUCUUUUCUCAUUCGUUAUAAAGACACCGAAAUCUUAGUUAUUACCAGUUUCUUUUUCUUGAUUAUAUAACAUGUCUGGGUCUCUGCUUUUGGUGUUCCUUCUAGUAGCCUUCUCGCUUCCUCGCUCUUUAAGGGGCCAAAACGGUAUCGCGCCAAGGGAUCUCUGGUGUGUCGCUAAGAACAACGCCGACGACCAGGCCCUGCAGGGAGCGAUCGACUGGGCGUGUGGCCCCGGCGGAGCCGACUGUAGUCCCAUCCAGCAAGGUGCGCCUUGCUAUGAUCCUAAGGAUAUUCAGACGACGGCGUCCUGGGCUUUUAAUGAUUAUUACCUGAAGCAUGGGUUGACUGAUGAUGCUUGCUUCUUUAGCAACUCUGCUGCUCUCACUUCCUUAAACCCUAGCCAUGGCAAUUGCAAAUUUCCUUCCAGCCUAUCGGUGAACAAUGAGAGCAUUUCUGGUUCAACAACGACAACGACAAUUGGAAUGGGGCCAGACAGUGCAGAUUUGAGCGGAAGUAAUCAGAUCGCGAGCACAUGGUUUUGGCCCAUUAUCACCAGUCAUCUGUUUGUGGCGCUUGCUACAAUAAUUGGAUCAUAGCAGAGAGCUAAUUUUGAUUCCUUAUUCAUUUAUGCAGUUUUUAGGAGAAAUUGUUGAGGCCAAAGCAAAGGCUUUUGUUAAGAAGAAAGACAUUUAGGAUUUAAAGUAUCGAUCCAUGGUAUAUUUUCUUGUUCAGUAAGUUCCGGGGAAUCCUCUUCCACUUCUGUUUUACCUUAGCUUUGUAAUUUAUCAGCAAAGUGAAGUAUAUUCAAAUCUUGAGCCUGUUCUUUCAACAAUGUUAGAGAUGCCUUGACAUCAGAAAGCAGUUUUUUAAGCUUAAAAUCUCAGGGUUUUUUCUGCA